This is a messenger RNA of Cooperia oncophora, 483 nucleotides long. NCBI's taxonomy places the organism in Eukaryota, Metazoa, Nematoda, Chromadorea, Rhabditida, Trichostrongylidae. The record is from the annotation of a GenBank genome assembly.
AAACGUGGGUCUGGCUUACAUAUUGCUGCAGACGGCUCAUAUGACAGCAGAGGCUAUAGCGCAGAGAUAGGAAAGGUGGUUGUCGCGGACCAGUGCACCAAACUUAUAAUGCACUCGGAAGUGUUAGAUCGGUCCCAGUGCGACAACCAUAGCCCGAGAAGAGCCCUGCACUGGUUGAUCAUGCAAGGCUUAGAAAUAGCAUCCCUCACAACAGACAGAAGCCGGAGCUUUGGUUGCGUACUGGAUGAAGUAGAGCGUGUACACGGUACCGCUAUUGAGCAUUAUUUUGAUGGAUGGCAUCUCGUGAAAUGGCUAGGAAACGAGUUGAGAUACACGAGGAUUCGACGUCUUUUCAGGAGUCUCGCCGCUCAGAGUGUGGCGCUAUUGGUGGAUGGAUUGAGAAGGUCAAGACCCACCUUUGGAAGUGUAUUGAACGGGGCUCCUCGGGGAAAGACAUCAAGCAUCGGUCAAGCAGCUGUCUGA